AUGGCUGGAGACACCCUCUUCAAAGACGAGAUCUGGUGGAGAGACCACCAAGUAUGGCUCGACGAACGCGGCUACAAGCUUCGACCAAGACUCACUCCUGGUUGGGUUCCGUCUUGGCUCGGAAAAGGAAAGGGUGUUCGGCGGCAUAAGUGUGAAGACUAUCAAUAUGAAAUGCAUCCCAGCGUACAGGAUGCGCUUCGAAAAGACAACAAUCAGAGGGUCAUUUUGAAGAAGAUCAACACAACCGAAUACCCGAACGAACAAGGAAUCGCAACGUACUUCUCCUCAAAAGAACUUGCGGAUAUACCUGAAAAUCACUGUGUGCCGAUAUUGGAAAUAUUGCACAUUCCGGAUGAAGAGCAUGUCAUUCUUCUUGCCAUGCCUCUGUUACACCAUUGCUUGAAGCCACCUCUCGAGACGGUGGGAGAAGUCGUUGAAUUCUUCAGACAGGUAUUUGAGGGUAUACAUUUCAUGCAUCAACACAGAAUUGCCCACCGUGACUGUCAUGGACCCAACAUUCUAAUGAACGCUGACGCGAUGUACCCUUCCGGGUUUCACGCUGUAAAGCAAGAUAUGCUCCCCAAUUGGAAGGGGAAAGCGAAGCACUUUUCUCGCACAGAGCGCCCACCCAAGUAUUACUUGAUCGACUUCGGACUCUCGGUUCGCUUUGACCCUGACGAAUCUGCUCCGCGGGCGCGAGUGAUUCGGGGAGGCGACCGCGACUAUCCCCCCGAACUCCUGGAUCGAGAUGUUGAAUAUGACCCAUUUCCGACCGACGUCUUUUAUCUGGGCAAUAUAAUCAAACAUGAAUUUACAGAGGGAAGUAGCCACAUCCACAGCACGAAAAAAUUGGGAUUUGAGUUUCUGGAAGGCCUAGCUGCUGACAUGACGAACCCAGAUCCAUUGAAACGACCUACAAUGGAUGAGGUCGUGAGUCGCUAUCGAGAAAUCCAGCAGGGGCUAUCUUCGUGGAAAUUGAGGCAGAGGGUUGUUCGUUCCGACGAGUUUUUCUUAACUGCACUAUUCAGAAGUACAAGGCACCUGGGUAGAACACUGGUGUACAUUGCUAAGCGGAUUCCUCCGCUUCCCAGACAACAAUGA
This is a messenger RNA of Laccaria bicolor S238N-H82, 1101 nucleotides long. RefSeq lists its product as uncharacterized. The record is from RefSeq and is a predicted model, not a curated record. The transcript has 5 exons. Gene Ontology annotation, biological process: protein phosphorylation; mitotic DNA damage checkpoint signaling. Gene Ontology annotation, cellular component: nucleus. Gene Ontology annotation, molecular function: ATP binding; protein serine/threonine kinase activity. Bases 1 to 1101 code for a protein of 366 amino acids. NCBI's taxonomy places the organism in Eukaryota, Fungi, Basidiomycota, Agaricomycetes, Agaricales, Hydnangiaceae.